UCACAAAACAGUUUUUGGGGUUUUGGGGGUAAUCCUAACUGACUGUCUUUCUUCAGUAUAAGGGAUCAGGUGGUCCCUGAGAUAUCCUGCACCCAAGUUGUUAAGGGCCUUGCAAAUUAAUGCAAGCACCUUGACUCUGGCCUGGCAGCAUAUGGACAACCACUGCAGGCUUUUGAGCGCUGGAAUUAUGAGCGGGCAAUUGUCUCCAUCAACAGUCUGACGCGCAGCGAAAAUUAAUAAUGCAGAAUUUUAAAGAAUAAGCGCUUUACUGAGUUAAAAUAAACUUCUUCAUAAACAACAUGGUUCCACACAGUUUGACUGAGAUUAUAUACUGCUCACAACUGAGGCAGCCUGACUCUGAUUGAAAUCUUGCAGAGAACACACAGAAAAUGGCUGCUAAGUCACACGUCAGAGUGACUCAACACUUAAAAGUUGGGCCUGAAUAACUUUAGCAGGCCCUCUGCAACCGUUUAAGCUUUUUGAUCAGCCAUUUUAAAGAUCAUUUUGUACCAUUCUCAUGGUGCUUUACGUUUUAUUGUAUAUAUUGCUGUAUAUAUCCUUGUUAUAUUGAAAGAGUUGACAAUAUAUAAAUCUUUAUUGUUAAUGGUAGCCAGCCCACAACGGAUUCAGGGCUAGGUGGACAUGAGUGUACAAUCAUUAUCACCAGGAUGUUUCUAUUACGAAGUUCUGUAACUGCCCCCUUCCCUUAUGGUAUAACAGAAGCCUUGCUAUGCUUGCAUUAAUUUGCAGAUAGCUCCAGUAAUAGAGAUAAGAAUCUACCAGCUUAGCAAAAUACUGUAAAUGUGACCUUUAGGGUCUGGAAAGCACUUAGGUAAUGUAAACUACAAGGUAUAACAGGAAGCUAGAGCGCUUGCCAAAAUCAUAUAUGAAACUGCAAAUACAAGGAAGGAAAAAGCACAAGAAUCUCCACAAAAUGGGGAGAAGACCAAUGAGAGCUUAGCAUGUUUGUCCAUGCAGGACUCUAACCAAUUAGGGAGGCUUAUAGGGAUCGGGCACAAACCCAGGUAUUUUUGCAAUGUGUAGAAGUAUCUGCUUCCCCCAACGCUUAGCACACAGGCUUUGUGAAAAUUACCCUGUGUCUUGAUUGAUGCAUCUCUCAAUAAACUGAAUACCUUUCAUCUCCUCAACUGGCUUUAAUGGGGGAAGUGGUGCCAGAGACCUUUUGGGGGGGCGGUUUACAUUAUUAUGAUUGUUUAUUAAAUUUGUAUACCUCCCUAUACCCACAGGUCUCAGGGCAGUUCACAGGAUAAAAUCACAACAUAAAAACAUGAAAUGCACAAUCAAAACAAAUACAAAAACAACCCAAUACCCCAUUCUACUUUCAUAAGUAAAUAUAAACACAUGAAAUAAUUACACAAAUAUGUAAAACUAACAUUCACUGCAACACAUGGAAGCUGCCCUCCUGAAUCAGACUACUCACUAAGUGUGAGACAUACAUAUUUUAGGACCCACUCUAGCUGACCUGGCACUGUAUAUGUGCAAAGCAUGAGCUCGUUUGCCAAGCUGCGGCCCAUGGUCCUCCUCAUUUCCCCUUCCCCACCACUUCAGAAUUCUCCACCUGCGAAUGGCAGCUGCAGCAUUUCCUCCUUGCAGGAGGCUGAAGAAAUAUUGCAGUCUGCAUCUUCAGCGACAUGUCUGUUCAUCAGCUGUGUUUACCCCCAUGGUUCUAUUUCCAGUGCUCAACUAUGAAAGGGAACGAAUGGAGGAGCAGAAGGCGCCAUUUCCAUAGCUACCAACAAAGCACUGACAGCAUGCAGUAAUGAAGAGGCCCCCUUUUUACCAAGGCACAGCUGUCAUUAGCAUUCAGCGCGGCAAGUCAAGAGACUCACUCACGAGGACAGGUGUGCACAAAGAGGAUGCACGUGUGUCUUAUGGUCAGGUGCAUCUUGUGGAGCGAAAAAUGCGGCUCAAGUUGGCCCGUCCAGCAGUAGCCCCAUUCCUCAAUGGAGUUUGAAACAGAGGUCCUCUCCUAGAUCAGACGCUGGAAGAGAAAGACCUGGAAAAAGCCCUCGCUCUGGAAAAAGACUGGUUGAAGAACUGAUUUGCACAGCAUGCCUUCUAUCGCCAGCCUUCCCAGCACUAAAGCGGAACUUCCACCCCAGGCGCAUGAUGGGUCCUUCCCAGUCCGCCUGCUGUGCAGGGUGUCCUGCGUGCAACUAGCUGCCUUUCUCCUGGCUGUCCUGGGCUGCCUAAUGAGCAUCUGCUCCACAUCUGCCAACCUUGACUGGAGAGUAUGGCAAGUGGACAAAAUCAUGGGCAGCAACCAGCAGGGCAUUGUGGGCAUUGGCAUCUGGGGUGCCUGUUCUGUAAGAAGAGUUACUAUGAAGAAAACCAACAUGAUAUGCAUACCAUUCAAUGAGGAGGAGUCCCUACCAGCAGAAAUCAUGGUGGCCCAGGACUUGAUGCCAAUGGCCUCAGUGGCCAAUGCGGUGACCGUUCUUUGGAUGGCCUUUGCUCUAUGCAACAUCUUUGAGCCAGGAAAAGAUGAAAAUUUCAUUGAUACCUUCUUUUCAACUGGAGGAAGGAUAGAGUUGGCAGCGGGUACUUGUGUACUGAUUCCCAUUGCAUGGAAUCUUCAUUCUGUAUUAUCAAACGAAGGAAUUCCGCUUCCGGAGGUUUUGGGAGUGCCUCCGAUUCCCACAGAACAACGUGCUGGAAUGGCCAUCUAUAUUGGGUUUCUUGCUGCAGCUUUGCAGCUUUUAAGCGGAACUCUGGCUCUGGGUGAAAAAUAUUUUUGGAAGAGGAGUGAAAUAAACACUUGCAAGCCAAAAUUUGUAAACGACCCAGAAAGUGUUACAGACACCGAAAACCCAAAGCUGAGGAUGAAAUGCAGACAGUACUUCUCUUCUGUGACACUUGAAUGUGAAGAAGAAAACCCCUCUAUCUGGCAAAGAUCUCAAAGUCAUAUUAAAAGGGAAACCAUGCCAGGCUCACUAGCAAUAUGGCUGAGGAAUGGUUCCCGUCCUGUGACUGGCUUUUUUUAACUGGAAGCACGGGACGUUGUGUAUAUUUAUUUUCUUAUGCAUAUUCUGUUGGUGGUUUUUUUUAAAUGAAUGCUUCUGGGAUACUUACAACAUAGGGUUAACUAUAAAUGGGGGGAAUAAAUUAAAAGUAUAAAACUGUUAUAUUUACCUUUAGAUAUUUAUGCUAUAUCUCUUUUAGCAAUA
Molecule: messenger RNA, 3188 nt
Organism: Podarcis muralis (Common wall lizard)
Lineage: Eukaryota; Metazoa; Chordata; Lepidosauria; Squamata; Lacertidae
Source: RefSeq, a predicted model, not a curated record